UAGUGAAAGAGGGCGGGUCGCACUCUAGCAGCGACCGUCUCCUGGGCGGCGUGUGUGUGUCGCGAGGCUCAAGCGCAGUGUUAGCACUGCUAGCGCGAGGCUCCAUUCACUUCAUUGAGAGUUAGCCGUUAGCUCGUUCUUAGAUUGAGUGAACAUGGCGGCGGUGCGCAGCCUGCGGGUGUCUGUGAAGUCCGAAAGCGCGUCCGAUCGGUCAGAGUCAGACUCCGAAUCAGACUCGGAUCGAGAUGCCCGGGAAGCGGAGCCCAUGGAGGUGGAGGAGGGAGAGCUGGAGUCCAUACCUGUUCGCCGAAGUUUAAAGGAGCUGUUGCCGGACACCAGCCGACGCUAUGAAAAUAAGGCUGGCACCUUUAUCACUGGAAUCGAUGUCACGUCUAAGGAGGCCAUUGAGAAGAAGGAGAAGCGAGCGAGAAGAUUUCAUUUUAGUGCAGAGGAAAAUCUGGCCCAGAAGAACGUUGUUCUGGACCGGGAUUUGUUGAAGAAAGCAAUCCCAAAGGUGCGUCUGGAAGCCCUACACAUGAGUGGAGUUGAUGACAUGAGCACUCAGGAUGUUUUUGGCUACUUUAAAGAGUAUCCACCUGCCCACAUCGAGUGGAUAGAUGACGCUUCCUGCAACGUGGUGUGGCUAGACGACAUCACUUCAACCAGAGCUCUCAUUAACUUGAGUCGGAUGCCAGACAAAGAAGAGGUCACAAACACAGACUGCUUGAAACCCUCUGAACUUCCUGUCCAGCCGCAGAAAGCUCGGCGAAGCCGUGGCUCUGAUGAUGAUGAUGAGGAGGAGGAGGAUGAGGAGGAAGGCGAGGUAGAUGAUGACGACGAAGAUGAGGUGGUGAAAGUGGAUAAGAGCAGGAGCAGUGAUGGCAGUGAGGGUAAAGCUAGCGACAUUGAGGAAGAGACGGAAAAGAAAACGCCGGACACUGCAGAGACAAGCCUCCUGUCACAAGCAGAGCGAGAAUCUCUCCUCCGUAAUGAUCUGCGGCCUACAACCAAGCCCUUCAAAGGCAACAAGCUGUUCUUGCGCUUUGCCACCCAAGAUGACAAAAAGGAGUUGGGUGCGGCCAGGAGAAGUCGGUACUACAUGAAAUAUGGGAAUCCAAACUAUGGUGGCAUGAAAGGCAUUCUAAGUAACUCUUGGAAACGGAGGUAUCACACACGGAGAAUCCAGCGUGACAUUCUAAAGACCAAAAAGCCUCUGAUUGGAGACAGUAUGGGACACACCCCACCUUACACUCAUCGACACUCUGCUGACCUGGUGAAUCUGCCAGAAGAGCCUAUAGAGGAAGAGGAAGAAGAGGAGGAGGAUGGAGAAGAAGACAUGGAUGCUGAUGAUAGAGUGGUGGAGUACCGAGAUCGGGGAGACAGGGAACGGGGGCCACGGCUUGGGGAAGGAGGUCUGCGUAAUCGCUUAGAAAGCCCGUCGCCCGCAUCUUCAGAUUCAGAUGAGAUGGACUACGAUCUGGAACUGAAAAUGAUCUCAACGCCUUCUCCUAAAAAGAGCAUGAAGAUGACCAUGUAUGCCGACGAGGUAGAAACCAACCUUCGCAGUCUCCGGAACUCCAUACGGACCGAAACAAGUAGCAGUGUUAAGAGUCGCAUUGGUGGUGGUGGUGGUGGUGGUGGUGGUGGUGGAGGAGGAGGCGGCGGCGGAGGAGGAGGAGGAGGAGGAGGAGGCUCGUCCAAAUCUACAUCAGACAAAGUGACUGAUGUGAGGCAGUUACUGGAGGAGAAGAGGCAGGGAAUCUCUCAACCGAGAUCACGCCCCCCAGUGGCUACAACCGGCAAGACUGAUGUGAGACAGAGAUUAGGCAAGAGACCACACUCUCCGGAGAGACGUCGCUCCGUCUCUCCCGUCAUCUCUAGAAACGCAGUAUCUCGCAGAGAGCCUUUGACUGACGUGCGCAGCCGACUCGGUGUAGCUAAACACGACAGCCGUAGCCUGUUCCCAGAGUCCUCGAAAGACAAGAAAACAGGGGGCUUGUGGAGUCGUCUCGGCCCAUCUCACAAGGACAGCGGAGACGACGACAAGGCUUCUUCCCGAGCGUCUUCCUCAAGAGGAAUAAGGCGACGAGAUGACGAGGAAUCUGACGGAGUUGAAGAUGAAGAGGAUGACUCUCAGCUGCAGAAGGUGUGGGGAGCAAUGAUCAAGCAAAAGGAGCAGCAGUCCAACAAGAUGAAGAAAAGCCGGCUGGACAACCUGCCCUCGCUGCAGAUCGAGAUCAGUCGAGACAGCAGCAACGGCUCAGACAGUGACUCCUGACUGACUCCUACUGUAGGAAGUGUGGGAAUCGGAGAAAUGGUGAAUGCUGUGGAAGAGAGCUGGAGAACAUCUCUAAUAGACUGGGCCAAGAGACCCUAAACAUUCCCACACUCCCACCUCUUGCCUGUCUAAAGACUUUGCAGAUGUUCUCUUUUGUCCUCUCUUCAGGAACUGAAUUUGAGGGUGCUAUUUGGAAUGAGAGGGCAGAUUUUUUUUUUUUUUUUUUUUUUUUUUUUUUUUUGUCAUUUCAGAGAAAGGGCAGUGGAUGAGUCCUACAUGUUUUUUUGUUUUUCUUCAAAAGAAAAUUGAUGGAUUGUAUUUAACACACAUUAAGGGGCCCAUUUUAAAUAUACAGAGAUGCACCAUGUGUUCAAACACUUGCUUGGAAGCAAUGUUAUCGGAUAUGUAUUAGCAAUACAUUUUCUUAAUUUUGUCAGUGGUUGGUUUAUGUUCAUGUUAGAUUAUUAAGAUUGAAAUAUCACUGUGGAUUUGAUGUCGAGAACAUAAGGCUGGUCUGUUUCUUCCCCCCUCAUCUGGUGCAAGCAUUAUGGAUCAGUGCUUCAUUGUAUACACAGUCCUAUGAUAGGGACAAAUAAUGUAGCCAAUGUAAUGAUAAUUUUUCCCAAAGGAAUGGCCUACAUUCCCUAAAUAUAUGUGGUCAGUGAAACAUACAAGAAUACGCAUUGUGUGUUGAAUAAAAGUCAUUUGUUUUUUACAUUG
Molecule: messenger RNA, 2998 nt
Organism: Megalobrama amblycephala (Wuchang bream)
Lineage: Eukaryota; Metazoa; Chordata; Actinopteri; Cypriniformes; Xenocyprididae
Gene: ncbp3
Product: nuclear cap binding subunit 3
Exons: 13
Coding region: 155-2278 (707 amino acids)
Cellular component (GO): cytosol; nucleus
Molecular function (GO): RNA 7-methylguanosine cap binding; mRNA binding
Source: RefSeq, a predicted model, not a curated record